Messenger RNA from Malus domestica (apple), 1465 nucleotides. RefSeq lists its product as uncharacterized. Lineage: Eukaryota; Viridiplantae; Streptophyta; Magnoliopsida; Rosales; Rosaceae. The record is from RefSeq and is a predicted model, not a curated record.
CCCAAAUCCUGUCUUUCCUCUUAGGUCGUUGAACCCAAAAGACCUGUGUUUCUUGUUGAAAAAUCUUGAACCCAAACGACAGGCCGCCACGGGAAUCUCGAAGCAGACGCGAAUUAAGUCCCAAAAUCAAGGUAUAUACCAACAGGAGUUCUGUUUGAUAGAAUUUGUGCGGAACCAGAAAGACCUUGGAAUCUCACGCAAUGCAACAAUGGAAUUUGCAGUGCCCCCUGAAUUCAAUCUAACACCCGGUGGACCACCUCUUUGGGUGUCAUUAGCAGAAAAUGGUUAUUAUGGAUUUAAGCCUACAGUUUGUGCUCUUUGCAACUCAAGGACCCAUGAUAUUUUACAAUGUCCUGAGAGGAAAUAUUUUCCAGAUUAUGUCCAAGAGUAUAUAUAUAUGAGAAUCGAUUCAAAAUGGAACUGGAAUAAUCCCCAUUCAGAGUUCUACACUAAAAGUUUGAAAGAGCAUCUUGGGCAAUAUUUCGAGCAGCUUAAUGUGCCACAAGAGCUUUCGGUGGAGGACAAGCUCGCUAAAUUGUUGGAAUUAACUGACUUAUACAUUGAAAUAACAAAUGAAGGAUUUCAAAUUCAAGCAGUAAACCGUGGGAAAAGCUAUGAUGAUCAAGAGGUUGGUGCAGGAAUUGAGGAGCCAUCUGUCUGUUAUUCACGUCCAAAGGAGGAAACAGCGCAUGAUGACCUUGAAAAUUCCAUAGAAUCUACUCCUACAAAAGUCUGUGUGCCACUCAUGCACUAUCCCGAGACUCCAAGGCGACCCGCUAAGCAGCAAGAAUGCAUGAAUACUCUGACAAAUCUAAAUAUAGGACAGCUGCUUACUGAUCAGAAAAUUUUAGAGGCGGUAACGGACAGUGCACCUACACAACCCAUCAAAUUCAAAGAAAUGCCAGAUGAGUCCUGCAAACAGGCAAAGAUCCACAAGGAAACAAAGAAAAAGCUUAAUGGCAACCUAAUUCUUCGUCAAGAAAUUCGGCCAAUGCAGAAAUUGUGGGUGUCAAAUACAAGGUUUAAGUCAGUUCGACGAAGACGUAAACAUUGCUGGAAGGGAUUCUAUUUUAUUACAACAUUUCAUUCACAUAGAAGGGCUAAUAUGAAGGAUUCAACCACUUCCCUGAAACACAUAAUUGACAAACAUCAUCUCAUUCCGUACCUACUGUUGUUGUAUGAUGCUAUCAAGGAGUGGUUGAUUAUAAGAGAACAAGUGACGUGAUUAUCAAUUCAUUCCUCUACGUCUAGCUAUAGACAUUAACUACAGCGCUUAUUGGGAGGCAACCCAAUUUUUCUAAACUCUUUUCUUUUUAUUUUCGUUCAUUUUAUUUUCUUCCUUCUAGUCUUUAUCACAAAAAAAAAAAACAAAAACAAAACAAAAAAAUCAGAAAAUUGAAAAACACAAAAACAACAAUUGUUUUUCGUUAAUCAGUAUUUUAUUUUGGGAUUUACUCGAAUUAGA